This is a messenger RNA of Morus notabilis, 1058 nucleotides long. RefSeq names its product 21 kDa protein. Gene Ontology annotation, molecular function: enzyme inhibitor activity. NCBI's taxonomy places the organism in Eukaryota, Viridiplantae, Streptophyta, Magnoliopsida, Rosales, Moraceae. The transcript has a single exon. Gene Ontology annotation, biological process: negative regulation of catalytic activity. The record is from RefSeq and is a predicted model, not a curated record. Bases 16 to 645 code for a protein of 209 amino acids.
AAAAUCUAGUGAAGAAUGGACUAUAUGUUAAAACUUUCAGCCUUUCUUCAUGUUCUUGUAGCUUUACUUAUUCUCCAACUCUGCAACCACACAAACCUAUGUUAUUCUGCCACACCAACAUUAGUCCCUAACAAAACCUACUUUAAUUACAUAACAACAUCAUGCAAUGUCACAAGAUAUCCCAAGCUAUGUUACAAAUCUCUCUCAAUCUUCGCAGCCAAAAUAAAAACCAACCCCAAAGUCUUAGCCCAAACCGCUCUCAACGUAUCCCUUGCAGCCACCGAAACGACAUCAGUUGUACUGAACAGAUUGUCCAAAACCCAGGGCUUGAACCCCGCGGAAUCUGCAGCCCUGCGUGACUGCAUAGAGCUCAUCGACGACUCGUCGUACGAGCUCCAAGGGUCGAUGAGGGAAAUGCGUCGGCUGGCAAGCGAGAACUUCAGUUUUGGAAUCAGUAAUAUACUCACCUGGGCUAGUGCUGCUUUGACCAACUGUGUUACUUGCAUGGAUGGCUUUGAAGGGAACGACAAUAUUAUGGAUGAAGAAGUGAAGGACAGUGUUCUUAGGCAUGCAAGGAAGGUUUGUCGUUUGACGAGCAAUUCUUUGGCUCUAGUGAACAGCUAUGCCUCAGGUGAUCAAGGCUGAAGUCGUUGGCUUUAUUGGUUGAUUUUUUCUGUUUGGUUCUCGGGAAAAAAAGACGAGGGAAAGAAUUUCACCUAGUACCCUUUUGGUCAUGCCAAGGCAGAUGAUGAUUAUCUACAAGGUGUGCGGGUAUGUUAUUAUUAGAUAGUAUUGUUUUGGCAUAAAUUAGUCGUCAAGAAUUUAAUUAUUGUGCUUAAGUGUGUAGAUGUUCUCAUGUAUGUGUAUAUAUGUAUUAAUUAUGCGUGGACUUUUUUCUUUUUUCUUUUUUUUAAGGGAAUUUAUAUGUAGAUUGUUGGUAAUAGAUUUAGAAUUUGGAGAAUGAUGGUAAAAGUUAUUAGUAAGCGUGCAAUAACUAGCCUUCUAUUUGGAAAGUAUGCUUGUAUGUAGUAUAGUAUGUACGUAAUUUUAGAUUUUGU